Messenger RNA from Sardina pilchardus (European sardine), 2889 nucleotides. It is a transcript of the gene ikbkg, whose product is annotated as inhibitor of nuclear factor kappa B kinase regulatory subunit gamma. NCBI's taxonomy places the organism in Eukaryota, Metazoa, Chordata, Actinopteri, Clupeiformes, Clupeidae. Gene Ontology annotation, molecular function: K63-linked polyubiquitin modification-dependent protein binding. The record is from RefSeq and is a predicted model, not a curated record. The coding region runs from base 358 to 2220 and encodes 620 amino acids. Gene Ontology annotation, cellular component: cytoplasm; nucleus; IkappaB kinase complex. Gene Ontology annotation, biological process: positive regulation of canonical NF-kappaB signal transduction. The transcript has 16 exons.
AGGGGAAUUCCUAGCUUGUCAACUUGCAUCGGAUUUUAGAACAUGCUGUAACGUUAGCCAAGUGAACAGAAGCUUGUAAUUUUCGUGUGUGGGUUUUCCUCGCUAAAGAUAAUGACAGAUGUCUUACGUUACAAUUAUAUUUGAUCAGGCAGAUGUCAUUUUGGUUCGCUAGUGUCAUAGCUAGCUAACGUUGCUUAUCGCCCUCAACCAAAUUUAGCCAACGUUGAAGUUACAACGCUAGCGUGCUAACGUCAACGGUUAGUUGUUUAGUUUGCUGCUGGCUAACCUUACACCAGGGUCCGGGUGAAUAGUGGUGGUUUAUUUACGCGUCGGCCUGUCCUUGGUUCUCCCAGUCUAAUGGUUCAGCCCCAGCCCAACGCCGGGAGCACACUGCAGUGGGAGAUGAAUGGGGAGGAAGCGGUGGGCGCCGGAAGCAAUGGUUCGCUCGGGCCCAGUUCGCAAGGCUCCCUUCGGGUUCCGCCUGAGCUGGCUGGCAAUGAGGUGGUGCUAAGGCUAGUGGGAGACAACCACCAGCUGCGAGAGGCGUUGAAGAGGAGUAAUGACUCCCUACGGGAGCGCUGCGGAGAGAUGGAGGGGUGGCAGAGGAAGGCCAAGGAAGAGAGGGAGUUCCUCAGCUGCCGCUUCCGCGAGGCCAAGGCCCUGGUGGAGCGAUUGGCACAGGAGAACCAGGUCCUGCUGGGGAAGGUCAACCACAAUGGCGGACUCCCAGGAAACCGCUGCAAGACCAACCUCAUGGAAUCAGGAAGCCAGGCUCCCGACCCAGACGUGAAGAGCCCGCUGUCGGAGAGAAAUGGCUUACAAGAUUCCCUAGAUUCAACAGGGGACCGCCUGGAUGUAGAGAAAGGAGUCAUGGCUAAUCCCAGGAGUUUGUCUUGUGGGAGUGAGAGUAGCUCUCUCAGUAGCUUGUCCACCAGUGUGGAUGACUUUCAGCCCUUCCAGGAGAGCUGUGGGGAUAGUAAGCCCUGUGAAGGAUCCAACGAGUUUCUGCAGCUGCUGAAGAGCCACAAGGAGAAACUGGAAGAGGGGAUGCGGGUGCUCAGGAAGAAGAACGAAGAGCUGGAGAGGGAGAAGGCCGAGGGUGAAAAGGAGAAGGACGUGCUGUGCACUGCUAUGGACCAACUGCAGGCUCGUCUCAGUCAGCUCUCUCAACAGCAGAGUGGUACUGUGAUGGUUGAGGCAGUUCAAAGGUCAGAUGUUCCACAUAUGGCCUCUGACAGUGGGUCCCAAUUGUCCAAGAUGAAAGAUCAGCUCCAGGCUACGCAAGAAAGGUAUAAGGAGCUGCAGGAGAAGCUGGACUGUCUCCAGAAGAGCUCUGUGCACAGAGACCGAGCUGAGGCCCAGCUUAAGUUGAAGGAAAAGGACUGUGCACAGUUGGUCAAAGACUGCGAGGCCCUGAAGGCUCAGGUAACGUCUCUGUUGGGGGAGCUGCACGAGAAGCAGAGUGGCCUGGAGAAAAGUGACGAGAAGAGAAGAGACCUGGAGGAGAAGCUGAGCAGUAAGACGGAGGCCCUGCAGACGCUGGAGAGAGACAUGGAGCAGCAGCGGAGGCAGAACACAGUCACUGUGGACAAGCUGCUCAUGCAGGUGCAGAACCUGGAGGCGGCCCUCAAGAAUGACCGCCUGGUCAUCACCGAGGAGAGGAGGAAGCUGGCUCAACUCCAGCACGCAUACACAUGUCUGUUCCAGGACUACGACGCCAAGCUGAAAGCCGAGAAUCAAACCAAAAGGGGUGGCGAGGUGGGUGACCUUUCCAAUCGGCUGGUGGAGGCCGAGAAGGCGCUGGCUCUGAAGCAGGAACUCAUCGACAAACUCAAGGAGGAGGGGGAACAGCAGAGGAGCUCUCUGGAGACCAUCCCAGUGCUCACUGCACAGGCGGAAAUCUACAAAGCAGAUUUCCUGGCGGAGCGGUCAGCUCGGGAGAAGCUGAACGCCGUCAAGGAGGAGAUGCUGGAGCAGCUGAACCAGGCCAAGGCUGACAUCGAGCGCCUCAAGCAGGAGGGCUCCUCCCGAGCGCGGUUGGAGGCCAUGCAGCACAGGCACCAGCACCUCCCUGGUCCUCCAGCAUUCAAUCCAGCCCAGCCUCCCCCAUCCUUCCGUAGUGGUGCUGAGGAGCAGCCAGACUUCCGCUGCCCAAAGUGCCGGUACCAGGCCCCCGACAUGGACACCUUGCAGAUCCACGUCAUGGACUGCAUCCAGUGAAACCCCCUUCCUCCCCCUGCAGAGAAGAUUAUGAGGGAUGCAGUGGGCGGAAGGGUUGGUUGGUGGCAAGCUGAUGAACUUUGAACUUAAAGCCAAUUGCUUUUCUGAUUGGAGGAGAGAGGGGCAAAGGUGAAAAGAGACUGAUCGUGACCUUUCACUUUUUGAACGCUGUUGCACACAAUCUGCCGACUGAAGGCAAAGCACCAAGAUACCGCUGGAACAUUGACAUGAGCACUGCUCAUGAAAUUUUCCAUUGAAAUCUAAAAAUUACAUGAAACUUUGUAUGUGUGACAAUGCUGUGUGUAUAUUUUAUAUAAAUAUAUAUCUAAGAUUUACACACUUACAUGAAAACAUAUAGAUAUGUAAAUCUUAUUGACAGAAAAUGUAGGAUACUGCCUAUGUGACAGCAUAUUGUAAUGUAAUGCACGUAUGGAUGUGUGUCUGCUUCUCGGCAUAUGUCUGUCUGUGGCCAUGUUUUUUUCCGCUGUGGUUUUUUGUCCAUCUGUCAAGAUGUGCUCACUCUUUGAGGAUAAUAUGCCAGUCUUCUAUGUGAAUAUUGUCUAUUAUAUUCAUUAUAUUAAAAGAUGAAAGAGGCUUUUACUUUGUAUAGACUGUUGUUAUGGCAAGAAGUUUAAAGUAAUAAAUAUAACUGUAAAUAUUUUGAGGAUU